Diprion similis is the source of this 3556-nucleotide messenger RNA. RefSeq names its product transcriptional activator protein Pur-beta (gene Pur-alpha). Gene Ontology annotation, biological process: regulation of transcription by RNA polymerase II. NCBI's taxonomy places the organism in Eukaryota, Metazoa, Arthropoda, Insecta, Hymenoptera, Diprionidae. Gene Ontology annotation, cellular component: nucleus. The record is from RefSeq and is a predicted model, not a curated record. Gene Ontology annotation, molecular function: purine-rich negative regulatory element binding; RNA polymerase II transcription regulatory region sequence-specific DNA binding; DNA-binding transcription factor activity, RNA polymerase II-specific. Bases 293 to 1246 code for a protein of 317 amino acids. The transcript is spliced from 6 exons.
GUUUUUAAAACGUGAACUAUUUCUAAAAGGAUACUUACGUAUAUGUAUAAAGAAAAAGCAGUAUUCGUGUUAUGAAAGUGGUGCUAUAGUUUGUAAGAAGGAAUUUUCGUGUUCCCGGAAUAAGUUUUGUAAGCGAAAAUCUUGCGUAUAGAUACACGUUGAACCACCGGCACGUCUAGCCAUGUAUGUGUACAAAAUUUCGUGUGGGUGUUGAAUGGUAUAUAGUGAAAGUGUAAAGUCGAGUGAUUCGGAAUAAUAUUAUAGUUCCAAUAUUGCAAAUAAGGUCUGCAAGAUGGGGGAAAUAUUGAUAAAUUUAAACCAAAAUCUUAAUAACCAGCAGACAUUACCCAACGGAUGGGGCGAUACUAUGGGAAAAAUACAAUAUUGGCAUCCCGAAGGCCAACAAGGCCAACAGGGUGAACAAGAACUGGCAACAAAGAUGCUACAAAUUCAAAGUAAGAGAUUCUAUCUGGAUGUGAAACAAAACAGACGUGGCAGAUUCAUCAAAGUUGCUGAGAUUGGAGCUGAUGGACGGAGAAGCCAGAUUUUUCUGGCAUUGAGCACAGCUUCUGAAUUUCGAGAUCACCUUUCCACAUUCAGUGACUUUUACGCAUCGUUAGGUCCCCCAAAUCCAGACAACGUGCCGGACGACGGAAAACUCAAGUCAGAAAUGAUGGUGAAAGAUAAUCGGCGGUACUAUCUUGACCUCAAGGAAAACUCACGUGGCCGUUUCCUGAGGGUGAGUCACCCUGUGUCUCAAACGAUAACACGGGGUGGACCAAGGUCGCAGAUAGCAAUACCAGCGCAAGGGAUGAUAGAAUUUCGUGACGCAUUGACAGACCUACUAGAAGAAUUUGGUACAGACGAUGGUGGAUUCAAAGGCGACUUACCAGAGGGGCGUUAUAUGCGUGUUGAUAAUAAAAAUUUCUACUUCGAUAUUGGUCAAAAUAAUCGUGGCAUUUACAUGAGAAUUUCGGAGGUGAAAACGAACUUUAGAACAGCGAUUACCGUACCAGAGAAGUCAUGGGGACGAUUCAGAGACAUAUUUGCGGACUAUUGUGAAAAAAUGAAGGAGGGAGGAGGAGGAGGAGGUGGAGGUGGAGGAGGAGUUGGGAUCGGUGGUGGUGGUAGUAGUGGAAUUGGUGGAAACAAUCUGGCAGAUGGAAAAACAAUGGUGGCGCAAGUACCAUCACCCUCUUCGUCUCAACAGCCUAAUCCUAAUUUAGACUCCCCACUACUCAAGUGAAAAAGACUUUAACUUUAACUUUUGAAUUAAAACGAUAACUCGUUCUGAAACCGUUGAAGAGGGAAAAAAAAAUUUAAACUCUGCACAGUUUAUAUCAUCGAUACCAGAACGGUGAAGACAGAGGAUCGAUUAUGAAAUAAUGUUAAUCAAUUUUCGGAUCUAUUCGAACAGAGGUUGAUAACGAUGAAAUUACGAAUAGUACCAGCCCAAACAUGUACAUAGAAACUGAAUAUUACGCUACCUAUGAAACAAAAGAAUUAAUUACCUAAACAGAUAUGAAUAUUACGCGGAAUUAAUAGAUGCAGAUAGUAUUACUAUUACUGUUCAUUUCCUGGUAAGCAGUCCAGUCAAUUACCAUACAUACGUUUCGCAAAUUACUAUCAAAAAAAUUCAACAAUAUUCUUUUAUUUGUUGUAUUUUUUUAUUACUUCGAAAUGUUCAAAAUAAUACUGCAAUUCUAACAUCGUAAUAGACACACUGAUUUUUAUCAAAUCCCAACUUUAUUUGAAUGUAUCUAAUUUCUACAACUACCCGAUAAGAUUUAAAAUGAAACUUAUCGCCAUUUAGAUGACAGUCAACCACGCGAUUUUGCAAACCAGGUGAACCAAUUCAAAUUUGUUUUUUUUUUCUGUUUCAUCCCGUUUAUAUGUUUGUUAUGCUUGAUACAUUCAUUGAUUCUUAGCGUCAUCUGUGUAAUGAGUUAAAAACGUACACUGUUUUUUCGUAGUAUUUAAUUAGUAGAUUCGACUUUUUAAAAUCGCUUCACUUAAAAAGAAAUAUAAUGGAUUCCUGUUAGGAAAUGAACUGUAGCAAAGAUUACGUUACAAUUGAAUUUGAUUGUUCAGAAUUUAUGGAUAUAUAGUUGUUAUUAAUAAUUAUUACGAGCGCAUACAGGAGAAGAACAAUAAAAAGAACAACAAUAACAACAACAACAACGCAAGUACUGCAUACCCUAACGAUAUAUAAAAUCGCACCAUUUUACGUUUUGACGCUUGUUUCAGCAUGAGAAACUUAUAAAAAUUCUGUAAUUCUGACAAGCCUAAAGUUUUUUUUUUAUCUGAAACAAGUUCCCGAUCACACAUUAAAUAUUUAUUAACUAUAAUAAAGUUCAAGUAAAAGUAAAUUAAAUUAAGCUGGAUAAUUAUAAUUGCAAAUAUGAAUUAAGUAAUUAAAAAUUACAUAGGAAGGGUUCCGAUGCAAGACCAUACAACAACACCACACACCACAAUUGUUUAUUAAGUAAAAUAACAUCUCUAUGAUUAAAAUAAUGUUAUAUUAUAUAGGAAAGUAAAAAUUAAACCGAUAUGAAUUUAUAUAAUAUAUAUAUUAUAUUUAUAUAUUACGUUCCACCGAAUUGUACUAAGAAAGAAAAAAAUUUAAGGAAAAAAAAUAGGUCAUUACAUACCGGUACAUACAUAUGUAUACAUAUAGAUCAGACGAAGAAAAAAGAAACAAUUACGUGUGCAAUGGUGUGUACGGUGUACCUAAAAUAUUAUCUACGUGACGUCACGUUCAAUGCAACCGCAUACUAGGUAUAUUAUAUGAAUGCAUAUUAUUUAUAUAGAAUCUAUAUUAUAUUGUAACGAAAUGCCAACGCAUGCGGACCUAAGUUUCUGUGAAUUUAAGGAAUAACCAAAUCGAUUAAAACUAUUACAGAUACUUAGGCCCUCAGACUUCAGUCUGAAAACGCAAAAAACCUGAAUGUACUUGAGUACGAAAGACAAAUGGAUUGAAAAAAACAGAAAGGGAAACUUCGAGUUAUCUUCAAAUUGCUAAACUUCCAUAAAUACUGCAUGCUAUGCUUAUCAUUAUUUUCUGAGCAAGAAGGAAAAAAUAUAUACGUAUAUUUUUCUUUUCUUUCUUUAUAUCAUUGGACACACGCUUUCAUUGCGAUGAUCAUUCAAUUGGUGCGAUAAGAAUUGUUAUUAUGAACAAUAAUAGGAAGAUUUAAUUAGAUUUAUCAAAAUUGUGCAUCGAAUGCACCUUAUUUUGGGAGAGAUGAAUACAUAUAUUCUAUUUAUUUUCUAUUCUUAGCAAUAAUAUAUCUAUCGUAAUUAAGCAUUUGUUCUUUUUUCGAUUGUUUUUUUUUUUCGUAUUUUCAAAAUUAAAUUUCGGCUGGUCUGAAUUCAAUAGUGUAGGAGUCAUAUUCAUAAAUUCAUUAAUUACAAGAAAUUGAGAGGUACGGAUAUAGCUCAACAACUCAAGACUACUGUCCAUUUUAAAUUUGACAAAUGAGUAGAUUAAAAAUUUUAUUGUAUUAAUUGCAUACGGAAAUAUCUAUAUGUGAAUAAAUUUCAAACUAUGAAACGA